AUGUCAACGCUAAUGGACAAGCAAAAUCAACAAAAUGAAGGUACAUACGAUGAGGUGGAUCGUUAUAUAGCUUUAAAACUUGGCGAAGACGAACAAUAUUCAAAUCCAUUAGAUUUUUGGAAAAAAAAGGAUAAUCAAUUAGCUUUUCCAAGCUUGUUUCAACUGGCCAAGAGAUACUUUGCAAUUCCUUGUAGCUCGUCUGCGGUCGAGAGACAAUUUAGUGCUGCAGAAAAUGGUUUAUUAGCUCAAUUUAAUAAUGAUAAAAAACUUUGGCAACUAUUAUUUGCACCUGAACGAACAGGUCCACAUGAAUUAAUUGUUUAUGCUAAGCGAACUAAGGAUGGGGAAUCUUCUAAGUCAGACGCUAAGUUUAAUCUUGAUGUUACUAAACUUCGUCGACCAAUGAAAUUUCAUAUGAUUUAUACUCAAUUUCGAACUAAAAAAUGUCAAAUUUAUACACCUAUGGAUGGUAUAUUAAAGAAAGGUUCUGUUGUUCCUAUUCAUUGUGUAAUUUCUGGCGCAAAAGAUGUUAAUUUGACAAUUGAUUCAAAUUGGAUCAAGAAUGAAGGUUACAGAGAUCCUGUUUUAUAA
Messenger RNA from Rotaria socialis, 591 nucleotides. Lineage: Eukaryota; Metazoa; Rotifera; Eurotatoria; Philodinida; Philodinidae. The record is from the annotation of a GenBank genome assembly.